AUGAAAUUCUUCAUUAUAUCUAUUGUUGUCCUUCUUGUUUCUCAAACAUUUAGUUUGACUCAAGAUCCAAAAGUCAUUGCUGAAACAUUCAAUACAAGAAUUGUCAAUGCUGUACAUUCUAGAGAUUUUGGUCAAAUCCAGAAUCUCAUCGAUGAAAGUUACACUAUGAAUUCUUGUGGAUAUCCUAUAAAGCGAGAUGAAUUUAUAAAUUUCCUCUUCAAUUACCCUGAAAAAGUUAGUCAAUCUAAAGUUUUAAGAGAACAAGUUGUAGAUGGAAAUAUUGUUUAUGAAGGUGAAUUGAAAAAAUCCGAUGAGGAAACCAUUUAUUCCAGAUAUGUUCUUGGAUUGAGAAAUUCGGAAUAUGUUUUGUUGAAAAUUACGGAGACCGGUUGUCUUUAA
This is a messenger RNA of Caenorhabditis angaria, 399 nucleotides long. The record is from the annotation of a GenBank genome assembly. NCBI's taxonomy places the organism in Eukaryota, Metazoa, Nematoda, Chromadorea, Rhabditida, Rhabditidae.